GCCAACUCUUUCCCAUCGCCGCCACCAAUCAGCCAACCCCCGCAUUCGUCGCCGUCGUCGUCGUCCUCAUCGUCCCACCCUCUUCGUCGUCGUAGACACGCUCCGUUCUCACUCAACAACUUUUUCACCCACAUUGCUGUCCCCACGACCUCGACUCUGCCCAACACCACCAAAAUACCCUUUGCUCGACCCCAACUCCUUUCUGAAUCAUCAUGAGCACCCGCGGAGGAGGUAGACAGUCAAUGUCCGAGCUCAAGCUCAGGCGACUACUAGAACACAACCAGCGGUUACGGGAGGACCUGGCAAGACCUCGGGUGAAAGUCAGCGAAGCCAGCGCAAGCCUAAUCGCAUACUGCAGAAACACCAAGGAUCAUCUGGUACCUUCAGUGUGGGGACCAGUGGGACGUGCUGAGGAUCCAUACGGGCAACAAGCGGGAGGCAAGUGCUGUACGGUGCAGUAGUCGCCCAGCGCUGCCUCUAUGUCCUCUUUUCUUCGCUCUCGCUGUCACUUUCAACGUUCUCUCAUUCGCCGCCGCAACCCAUAUCCAACCCUUUCUGGGAAGAUUCACCCCCGCCGCCCUUUCAGCCCCACUGUCCAGUUCGGAUACGGAUUCCCUUGCAUCGACCUUUCUUCAAGGCGCUGCUGUGAGGCGACCUCUGACUCAUGAUUGCUACCAGCGGUCAAGAGCAUGCUUCGCCUUGCUUGUGCCAUAUAUCGACACUGUACUAUCAACGCCUGGCCACUUUUGUUUUGGAACUCUGCUUUCAUUCUCGUUCUCUGCCUGUCUUU
This is a messenger RNA of Coprinopsis cinerea okayama7#130, 790 nucleotides long. Its product is annotated as guanine nucleotide-binding protein subunit gamma. The transcript has 4 exons. The record is from RefSeq and is a predicted model, not a curated record. Gene Ontology annotation, cellular component: heterotrimeric G-protein complex. NCBI's taxonomy places the organism in Eukaryota, Fungi, Basidiomycota, Agaricomycetes, Agaricales, Psathyrellaceae. Gene Ontology annotation, biological process: G protein-coupled receptor signaling pathway. Bases 213 to 461 code for a protein of 82 amino acids. Gene Ontology annotation, molecular function: G-protein beta-subunit binding.